GUUCUCGAGACAUCUCCGAGUCUCUGAACAGCGAGAUCACUAGAAACCGGGAAUGCCAAAUUCAACCAGUUCCACUUCGUCCACCAAAAGCAUGAGAAGAGCCGGAUCUGAACUGGAGCGUUCCGACUCCAUCACGUCUCAGCCUCGCUUCGUGGGACGCAGGCAGAGUCUGAUCGAGGACGCGCGGAAAGAGAGAGAAGCGGCGGAAGCAGCGGCUGAAGCGGCGGAGGCCAACGAACACAUCGUGUUUCAGGAGGACGACGGAAAAGCACUGCUGAACCUUUUCUUCACCCUGAGAGCCUCCAAAAGUCCGGUCCUCUCUCGCAUUCUCAAGGUCUUUGAGACCUUUGAAGCCAAGAUGCACCAUCUUGAGACCAGAAUGAGCCGUAAUCCUAAAGACGGACCGCAGGACUUGGAUUAUUUUGUGCGCUGUGAAGUUAAUCUAUCGGAUGUAAAUACCCUUGUCAGUUCAUUGAGAAGGGUUGCAGAUGAUGUCAGAACCACUAAAGAGAUGAAAUUUCACUGGUUCCCAAAGAAAAUUUCAGAACUGGAUAAAUGCCAUCACCUGGUGACCAAAUUUGAUCCAGAUUUGGAUCAGGAUCAUCCAGGAUUCACAGACCCUGUGUACAGAAAACGACGAAAACAGAUUGGGGAUAUUGCUUUCAAAUAUAAGCAAGGGGAAACAAUCCCUAGGGUGGAGUACACCCAAGAAGAAAUUGAAACCUGGCGAGAGGUCUACACUACCCUCAGAGAUCUGUACACCACCCAUGCGUGUAAUGAGUAUUUAGAGGCUUUUAGGCUGCUGGAGAAACACUGUGGCUAUAGCCCUAAUAGCAUCCCUCAACUAGAGGAUAUUUCUUGUUUUUUGAAAGAGCAUACAGGGUUCCAGCUGAGGCCUGUGGCAGGUUUGCUGUCAGCACGAGACUUUCUGGCCAGUCUGGCAUUCCGUGUGUUCCAGUGUACACAGUAUAUUCGCCAUGCCUCUUCCCCCAUGCACUCCCCUGAACCGGACUGUGUGCAUGAACUUCUGGGCCAUGUUCCUAUGCUGGCUGAUAAAUCAUUUGCUCAGUUUUCCCAGAACAUUGGACUUGCCUCUCUUGGUGCAUCAGAGGAUGACAUUGAGAAACUGUCAACACUUUACUGGUUCACAGUGGAGUUUGGAUUGUGUAAGCAGGGAGACACAUUGAAAGCUUAUGGAGCAGGCCUUCUUUCAUCCUACGGUGAGCUAGUACAUGCACUUUCAGAUGAGACGGAGAAACGAGAGUUUGACCCAGACACUGUAGCCGUGCAGCCAUACCAAGAUCAGAACUACCAGUCUGUCUAUUUUGUGUCUGGGAGCUUUUCUGAUGCUAAAGAAAAACUGAGAAUGUAUACGAUGGGCAUCAAGAGGCCAUUUUCAGUGAGGUUUGACCCAUACACAAACAGUAUAGAAGUUCUUGACAACCCACUGAAGAUCAGAGGAGGACUGGAGUUGGUGAAGGAUGAUCUGAAGGUCCUUACGGACGCCUUGAAUGUAUUGGCUUGA
Messenger RNA from Tachysurus vachellii, 1525 nucleotides. It is a transcript of the gene th, whose product is annotated as tyrosine hydroxylase. Bases 53 to 1525 code for a protein of 490 amino acids. Gene Ontology annotation, molecular function: tyrosine 3-monooxygenase activity; iron ion binding. NCBI's taxonomy places the organism in Eukaryota, Metazoa, Chordata, Actinopteri, Siluriformes, Bagridae. Gene Ontology annotation, biological process: dopamine biosynthetic process from tyrosine. The record is from RefSeq and is a predicted model, not a curated record. The transcript is spliced from 13 exons. Gene Ontology annotation, cellular component: cytoplasm; perikaryon; axon.